This is a messenger RNA of Nannospalax galili (Upper Galilee mountains blind mole rat), 1609 nucleotides long. RefSeq names its product keratin, type I cuticular Ha3-I. The transcript has 7 exons. The record is from RefSeq and is a predicted model, not a curated record. The coding region runs from base 369 to 1583 and encodes 404 amino acids. Lineage: Eukaryota; Metazoa; Chordata; Mammalia; Rodentia; Spalacidae. Gene Ontology annotation, molecular function: structural molecule activity.
UGUCCCUUGACCUGCCACACCCCACUAAAGAAGGCCAGACCUUUCAUGAGUCCUGCUCUUUGAAGUCACACCACGAAGCUCUUACCUCAUGAUGUACAGAUGGCACAGGAGACCUGACUGAGGGAGAAGCCCAAGUAAAGUCUUUUAUGAGGUGAGGGACUCUUCUGAGGAAACACAUAACAAACAGAAGGGAAUGGCUUUAACAAUCACCAAAUGAGCAAAGCCAAAAGAAAAAAAAGGGGGGGCCUGCCUUACAUGCCCACACCCUCUUUGGAAUAGGUAUAAAUGCUCAUGUGGAGACCUACAACUUAGAAGCUUGGAGAGCUUGCACUGUGUCUCCAACCAGGCACCUCACACCCUUCAGCACCAUGCCAUACACCUGCUCUCUGCCCACCCUGAGCUGCCGCACCAGCUGCUCCUCCCGGCCCUGCGUGCCCCCCAGCUGCCAUGGCUGCACCCUGCCCGGAGCCUGCAACAUCCCCGCCAACGUGGGCAACUGUAACUGGUUCUGCGAGGGCUCCUUCAAUGGCAACGAGAAGGAGACCAUGCAGUUCCUGAACGACCGUCUGGCCAGCUACCUGGAGAAGGUGCGGCAGCUGGAGAGGGAGAAUGCAGAGCUGGAACAGCGCAUCCUGGAGCGGAGUCAGCAGCAGGAUCCCUUGGUGUGUCCCGCCUACCAGGCCUACUUCCGGACCAUUGAGGAGCUGCAGCAGAAGAUCUUGUGUCACAAAUCUGAGAACGCUAGGUUGGUGGUCCAGAUUGACAAUGCCAAGCUGGCCUCUGAUGACUUCAGGACCAAGUAUGAGACAGAGCUGUCCCUGAGGCAGCUGGUGGAGUCGGACAUCAAUGGCCUGCGCAGGAUCCUGGAUGAGCUGACUCUGUGCAAGUCUGACCUGGAGGCUCAGGUGGAGUCCCUGAAGGAGGAGCUGUUGUACCUCAAGCAGAACCAUGAGCAGGAAGUCAACACCCUGCGCUGCCAGCUUGGAGACCGUCUCAACGUGGAGGUGGACGCCGCUCCCACCGUGGACCUGAACCGUGUGCUCAAUGAGACCAGGUGUCAGUAUGAGGCCCUGGUGGAAACCAACCGCCGGGAAGUGGAGGAAUGGUUCACCACACAGACAGAGGAGCUGAACAAGCAGGUGGUGUCCAGUUCAGAGCAGCUGCAGUCCUACCAGGCAGAGAUCAUCGAGCUGAGACGCACAGUCAACGCCCUGGAGAUCGAGCUGCAGGCCCAGCACAACCUGAGAAACUCUCUGGAAAACACACUGACAGAGAGCGAGGCCCGCUACAGCUCCCAGCUGUCCCAGGUGCAGUGCCUGAUCACCAACGUGGAGUCCCAGCUGGGUGAGAUCCGGGCUGAUCUGGAGCGUCAGAACCAGGAGUACCAGGUGCUGCUGGACAUCCGGUCACGGCUGGAGUGUGAGAUCAACACAUACAGGGGCCUGCUGGAGAGCGAGGACUGCAAGCUGCCUUGCAAUCCCUGUGCCACAACCAAUGCAUGUGAUAAGCCCAUUGGGCCCUGUGUGUCCAACCCCUGUGUCACAAGAUCUCGCUGCGGGCCUUGCAACACUUUUGUGCGCUAGAGACACCACUGCCAGAAGGGGGACAA